AGUUUGCUUGUUCAUGCAUGUUUAGUUUGAUUUCAAAGCUGGGUUUUUUCUGAGUCUGGGUUCAGUUUCAGUUAGCAUGGAGUUUUUGCAAGCCUCAAAAGCUGAGAUGGGUCUCAAAGUUUUUCACGAUAUCUGGUCCAGGUUUGAGUAUCUAUGCGCUUUUGCUUCCAAUAUUGACGUUUUCUACAUUGUUGAUCAUAGCCUUUUCGAAUGAGUUUUUUGUGAGUGUCUGGGAAUCCGACGAUUGUUUUGUGGUAGAUGUUUUAGUGUAGUUAUUAACAAAUCUUUGAUUCUUCAUGGGGUUGAAUAUUCUUUUCCAUUAUUCUAAUUAGUUCUUCAUUGUACACACACGCACACAUUCUUCAUAUAGGAACACUUGCAUUUUCAAUAUUCCUUAAUUCGUCUCUGUAUUUUUGUUUAUCGGAUUCCUUCCUAUUUUAUUUCUUUUGUGUUUCUUGAAAAUCACACACUCACUUAGAAUUUGUCCAUCUCUGAUCUCUCUAGAUUUAGUUGUCCAAGCAUACAUGCAAGGUUUCAUAUGAACAUAUAAGAUUUUAUACAAAAACUCAUACAUUGCAUAAGACUUGUAUACACAGAGAGAUAGGGAAAGAAAAUAGAGAGUACAAACUGGGGGUGGGUGAAUUGAAAUUGAACUUAGAAAAAAUAGGAAGGUUGUAGAGAAAUGUUGGCAGGGUGUUCUAGUUCAACAUUGCCGUCACCAAGGCAUAGACUGAGGAGUGAAGCGUCUGCACAGUUUCAAGCUUGCCAUUUCCCAACUUCAAUGAGCACACAGAGAUUGGACCUGCCUUGUAGUUUUUCUCGCAAGGACACUACUUCAAGGGCACAGCCUAUUAGGCCUGUUGGCCUUUCUGUGGAGAAACCAAUUGAGUCCAAGACCAGCGGUUGUUCUCUCAAGCAGAAUAUCCGGCUGCCGCCAUUGACUAUUGCUGCACAGAAUCCAUUUGAAGGACGGAGGGAGAUCAAUGAUGAGCUUUGGGAGAAAGGGAAAUGUUUGAAGAGGUUUGCUGAGGGUUUAAUUGAUGAGUCAGUCGUUGACAGGGCAAAGAGGAAAAAGGGUAGCUGUCAUAAUGAUAUUACUGGUGGUAUUCAUGAAGGUGGUGGAGAUAAUUUGCGUCUGGCCCAACUUGGUGCUGGAGAUUUUUGGUUUCAACCAAGUUUUACUGGACAAAGUGCUCCUCAAGUUCCUUUCUCUCUGAAUUGUUCAGGGGAUGAAGAAAGGGUGUGUUUUGCGCCCAGUGAAGUGAUUUCACUGCCUUUGCCGUCCUCUAACAAUCCUUGGACCGAAUCAGUAAUAACUGAAAUCACUGAUGCCGGAGAAAAAGAUGUCGAGACAAUCCAUAGGCCGGUGGAAGCUUCGGGAUCGAGUACUUCUUCCGAGAGUCAUAGUUUGGGACUUCGGUUAAAUGAACAAGUCACUGAACAUGAAGUGGGCAAUGGGUCAGGGAAUCCUCGCCCACAUGAGGUUGCUGGUAUGGGGGCUUAUGAUGAGGAGGAGAACAACCAUGGGGAGCAUCAGGGGUUUGAGCUUGUUCACUUACUUGCAGCUUGUGUUGAAGCAAUUGGAUCGAAGAACAUUGCGGCCAUCAAUCAUUUUAUAGCUAAGUUGGGUGAUCUUGCUUCUCCAAGAGGAAGUGCUAUAAGCCGUCUAAUUGCAUACUAUACUGAAGCUUUGGCUCUUCGAGUCGCAAGGCUUUGGCCUCACAUUUUUCAUAUCACACCUCCCCGUGAGCUUGAUUGGGUUGAUGAUGACAAUGCUACUGCAUUGAGGCUCUUGAAUCAGAUAAGUCCAAUUCCGAAAUUUCUUCAUUUUACAUCAAAUGAGAUAUUGUUGAGAGCCUUUGAAGGGAAAGACAGGGUUCACAUAAUAGAUUUCAACAUCAAGCAAGGACUUCAGUGGCCUAGUUUGUUCCAGAGUUUAGCUUCAAGGGCUAAUCCACCAAGCCAUGUUAGAGUUACCGGAAUUGGCGAGUCGAAACAAGAACUGAAUGAAACGGGAGAUAGGCUCUCGGGAUUUGCUGAGGCAUUGAAUUUGCCUUUUGAGUUCCAUCCAGUUGUGGACCGGUUAGAAGAUGUAAGGUUGUGGAUGCUCCAUGUAAAGGAGAAUGAGACUGUAGCUGUGAACUGUGUGUUUCAACUGCACAAGACACUUUAUGAUGGAAAUGGUGUAGCUCUCAGGAAUUUCUUGGGACUUAUUCGUAGCACGAACCCUACGGUGGUCAUCAUGGCCGAGCAAGAAGCUGAACAUAAUGUACUCAGCUUAGAAGCAAGGGUUUCCAACUCAUUGAGAUACUACUCUGCCAUAUUUGACUCCAUUGAUUCAAGCCUUCCCAUGGAGAGUCCAGAUGGGAUCAAAGUAGAGGAGAUGUUUGCAAGUGAAAUCCGGAACAUAAUUGCUUGCGAAGGACGCGACAGGGUAGAAAGGCACGAGAGUUUUGAAAAGUGGAGGAGGUUGAUGGAGCAAGGAAGGUUCAGGUGCAUGGAGAUCACAGAGAGAGAAGUGGUUCAGAGCCAAUUGCUGUUGAAGAUGUACUCUUGUGACAAGUACAAUGUGAAGAAGCAAGGGGAAGAUGGUGGAGCGCUUACUCUAAGUUGGUUAGAUCAGCCACUUUAUUCAGUCUCAGCUUGGACACCCAUUGAUGUUGCAGGCACCUCAUCCUCAUUUCCUCAGCCAAACUGAUUAGUUUUAUUCCAUUAUUGAGUACAGAAAAGGCGACACAAGGAUU
Molecule: messenger RNA, 2744 nt
Organism: Hibiscus syriacus
Lineage: Eukaryota; Viridiplantae; Streptophyta; Magnoliopsida; Malvales; Malvaceae
Product: scarecrow-like protein 28
Exons: 1
Coding region: 683-2698 (671 amino acids)
Biological process (GO): regulation of DNA-templated transcription
Cellular component (GO): nucleus
Molecular function (GO): DNA-binding transcription factor activity; sequence-specific DNA binding
Source: RefSeq, a predicted model, not a curated record